CUUACGUCACGGCCAGACGUCGACACGAUGUGUGACGUUGCCGUGACGUUUCGCAAGGCUGUCACUGGACGAGUAUUGUUUGAGGGCUGCAGCUAACGACAGGCAGGAUGUUGCGUCUUCGGUGCAAGACUAAAAACGGGAGCCACCUCAUGCAGGGGCUGAGCCAGCACUCGUGCGUGCAGGAGCUGAAGAGCAAGGUGGAGGAGCUGACGGGCAUCCCCUGUGACGUGCAGAAGAUCCUGGUGGGGUACCCCCCCUCCAGCUUGGACCUGCGGAACGGCCACGCGCACCUCAAGGACUACCCCAUCAAAUCAGGAGACACACUGAUCGUAGAGGAGGAGAAGAACAAGAUGAAGACUCAGGCCAGCUCCCCGCCCCCCCAGGCCAGCUCCCUGUCCCCCCAGGCCAGCUCUCCGGCCCCCAAGGCCAGCUCCCCGCCCCCCAAGGCCGGCUCUCCGGCCCCCAAGGCCAGCUCCCCGCCCCCCAAGGCCAGCUCUCCGGCCCCCAAGGUGCCGCGGCUGGAGCCCAGCCCCGAGCCCCGCCCGGUGCUGGCCCGCCGCGUGGUCCCGGCCGACAACUCGUGCCUGUUCACCAGCGUGUCGUACGCGGUGGAGGGCGGCGUCUAUGACCCGUCCUGCUCCGCCGAGCUGCGCCGUCUGAUCGGCCGCACGGUGGCGGGCGACCCGGCGGCGUACUCAGAGGCCGUGCUGGGCAAGACCAACGAAGAGUACUGCGCCUGGAUCGGGCGCGACGACACCUGGGGCGGGGCCAUCGAGGUGUCGAUCCUGUCCCGCUUCUACCAGUGUGAGAUCUGCGUGGUGGACACGCAGACGCUGCGCGUGGACCGCUUCGGCGAGGACGCCGGCUACCGCAAGCGAGUGCUGCUGAUCUACGACGGCAUCCACUACGACCCGCUGCAGAAGGAGACGCCCGGCUCGGACGCCCCUCCGCAGACGGUGUUCGCCGCCACGGACGACGUCAUCCUGGCGCAGGCGCUGGAGCUGGCGGACGAGGCGCGGCGCCGGCGGCAGUUCACGGACGUAAACGGCUUUGCACUGCGCUGUUUGGUGUGCCAGACGGGCCUGGUGGGACAGAAGGAGGCCCGGGACCAUGCCAAGGAGACCGGCCACACCAACUUUGGGGAGGUGUGAGAGCUACUCGCUCCCCCAUUCCCCCCCGCCCUCACCCCCCUCCUUAACAACGUCAAAAUCACACACCCGCUCCCCAAUCUGGCAACGCCGUGGUACUGGCUGUUUGUCUGUCGGUCUGCUCGGGCCAUCCUCUACCUCACAUAGUUCAGCGGAGUCCACGAGGAACCAGUAGACACUGUGGGUUCUGUCAACACGGUCAGUAUUCAAGCUACGGUUGGUUCUCAAAGCCUGCUGCGGUGGAACAUCCCAGCAAAGCUUUCAUUGGGUUCUGCUGUCUCAAGAACCCAGCAUGUCAAGCAUUGAGCCGGGUGUGAAUUAGGGAUAGGCCAAAGUGAGUCCACAACCGCAGGAGUCAGUGACGCGUGGGUAUGAGUCCUGAGCUGGAGCGGGCUGUCAUUGGUUAGCAUGCAGUCCUCUUCCGGCCCCGGUAUGCCGGAUCAGGCUCACGGACUUCAUGGUGCUCUGCUGUCUGUCUACUGGUGACCUGAGAGGCUGAACGCACCAGAAAGAAUGCUACUCAUGUAGCUCACUAGCUAGCACAUAUUUAUUUGGUCUGUAUCGGAUGUCAGGGUGCCUACCCACACUACUUUUGUGAUAGUUUAUCUACAUUUAGAAGAGGAACAGAAUUCAAGCUAUAAAGAGAGGAUCGUGUUUAGGUGGGGAUUAAACUUCUCAGUUCUCAAGUGUUUUUAAAGUGUUACGUUAAGCUAGUCAAGUUACUACUCUGAGAUGACGACAUGGUUUAUGUUCAGGUAUAUUUUCAAGGUGAAUGAAAAUUUUUAAAAUGCCACUGUUUACAUGUGUGCUAAUAUUUGUGUGAGGAGCAAGAUUUAGCUUUUUUAGUUUUAAGUCCAACGUGGGACUUUUAACUGAUGUGUAAGGAACUGGUGUUUUUUUAUUUUAUUGUGAUGAUUUUGUGUCUUAAGCCCCUGUUCUGAUGCACACAUUUUUACCGACUACCAAAUAAUGGUCAGAGGAACAGGGUGAAGGAAUGCUGAUAUUUUAUAAAUAUAAUAUU
Messenger RNA from Gadus macrocephalus (Pacific cod), 2169 nucleotides. RefSeq names its product YOD1 deubiquitinase (gene yod1). Gene Ontology annotation, molecular function: protein binding; cysteine-type deubiquitinase activity. Bases 108 to 1151 code for a protein of 347 amino acids. Gene Ontology annotation, cellular component: nucleus; cytosol. The record is from RefSeq and is a predicted model, not a curated record. NCBI's taxonomy places the organism in Eukaryota, Metazoa, Chordata, Actinopteri, Gadiformes, Gadidae. Gene Ontology annotation, biological process: endoplasmic reticulum unfolded protein response; protein deubiquitination. The transcript has 3 exons.